CGGAGCGCGGAGCCGGAGGGAGAGAAGGAGGGACCGGCCGGCGGCGGCGGCGGCGGGGACAGGCGUGGGCAGCGGCGGCGACAGCGCCAAGGCUCUAGCUCGGCUCUCCCUCUCUCCCCCUCGGUCUCCCCGCCCGCCCGGCGCCCAGGGGCCGGCAUGUCGGCCGUGGCCUGCGUGGAUUACUUCGCCGCCGAGUGCCUGGUGUCCAUCUCCACGGGUGCCGUGGUGCACCCGGCGGCCCUGCCCCGGCCCGAGCCCCCGCCCCCGGCCCCGCCGGCGCCGGAUCCGCCGGCCCCCGGGGACUGCAGCCGCGAGGACCUGGAAGUGCGGGAGGCUCUGCAGGCGGCCGCGGCGCACGGGGGCUCCCCGGCCCCGGGCCCCGGCCCCGCCGAGCCCCCCAACUUGCUGGCGGUGGCCAACAUCCUGACGGACCUGCGCGGGCCGCGCCCCGCCUCGGCUCACUCGGAGAGCGGCAGCAGCACCUCCUCGUCGUCCUCGUCCUGCUCCUGCAGCGGGGACCCCGACGGCGCCCCCCCGGCCGGCCCGCCCGCCCCCACGGCCGCCGCCCACGCCGCCUCCCGCCGCUGCCACAGCCCUUCGCCGCCCAGCAAGCGCCACCCGUGCCGCUUCGAGGGUUGCUGCAAAGUUUACGGGAAGUCCUCCCACCUCAAGGCGCACAUGCGGACGCACACAGGUGAGCGGCCUUUUCCCUGCACGUGGUUAGGCUGCGUUAAGAAGUUUGCGCGUUCUGAUGAGCUGGCUCGGCACUACCGGACACACACCGGCGAGAAGCGUUUCUCCUGCCCCAUCUGCACCAAGCGAUUCAUGCGGAGCGACCACCUGACCAAGCAUGCCCGCCGUCAUCCUACCUUCCACCCCAGCAUGAUCAAGCGCCAGGGGGCCCGCAGUGUCUCCCCCAGCGACUCGCUGGCUUCUGCCCCCUGCAGCCUGGCAGGCAGCCCCAGCCCCAGUCCAGCACCCAGCCCUGCUGCCUUCCUCUAGGGGGAAGGGCCUAGGAAGCUGUUGCCGCUGCCCCUCCUUCUUCCACCAUCUCCCCUCACCCCACCUUGGGCCUCCCUGAAGAGCCAUCUCCCCCUGGACCUUCUGCCUCUCCUGCAGCUGGCUGCCUCACCAGAUGGAGGGGGCCCUUCCUGUCCCUCUUUCAGGGCACAGGCUGGGACACCAAGGACUUUCCUUCCCCCAGGGCCACAUGAUUUUAUAUUUUUAACCAUCGUGCUGUUGGGAGGGUGGGAGGGUGGGUGUAUUGGACCACUGGGGGCUGGGGACAGAGAAUAGCACCAGCAUUUGCCUGGGAGGGGGGGAAGCUGGGGCCGCUCCCAGCAACCACCCCCUCCAGGGUCUCUGCCAUCCGUCUGGGCCACCUUUGCCCCAGGGAUUCCCUGAGGGGUGAGGUCAUGUGGCUGGUUGGGUGAAGGGGAACAGCAAAGCUAGGACCCCGUUCGUCAGCUGGUUUUUCUGCAUCCUUAAAAGAAGGAUUUUUCUCCUCCCUUCCCUUUGGAGGGAAAGGGCUCUGGGAUUGAAGUUUUAGGGUCAGAAUACUUGGGCCUCUGUGGAUAUUCUUGUUUUUUUUCCUUUUGAAACCUGUGGAGGCUUCACGGACUCUUCCCCAAGGCGAGCCCCCAAGCAGAGCACACAUCCCAGGUUGGGGGGGGCAGAGGGGCACCCCCUCCAUGCCCGGGCCUUGAAGGCAGCUGGCAACAUUGGAGACAGAAAAUAAUGCUUUCUAUUUCUGUACAUAGUGAUGAUAAUGAUGAUUAUUGAUAAUAUUUUUUUUUAUAUUGAUUAAAUGUGGAAUCCAGGUUUGAUGAGAGGCGGGCACACAAGGCCAUUUCUUGACUCUCCCUGCCCUUCCUCCAGUGCCUCUCUGCUGCCAGGGUGUCUUGGCUGGCUCAGCGUGGAGGCCCGAGGUCUGGGCAGGAGGUGUGGACUGGCUUAGCCCAGAAGGUUGAAGUCUGUGAGUGUGUGUAUGUAACAUUGCAUAGAGCACAGAACCUUUGUGUGGUCCAGCCUUCCAGGCUCAACCCUCCGCCCCCAAGAAGUCUUGUCAGUGAUGGAGCCUCUUGGGACAAGUCUAGCCAGGAAUGUGGCCCGCAGGCUCAGAGCGGAGCUUGGAGAGCCAUGAUGUCAUAGUGUCUUCCCAAGCUGGGAAAUGGGAGAGUUUGGACUACCAGACCUCAGGGUUUUGCUGAGGUGGAGGGCUUUUCCCAAGCCUUGCCGUGCCUAGGAAGAGGUCAUUUGGACCGAGGAUCUGGGAACCUGACCCACUUUGGGUCACCUCUCUUAUCUGUCUGUUGGGGAUAGAACAGUGGCUCAGGGUUGAAUUUGGGGGUGUGCAGGGAGGCCAUUGCUGCUUGUGGAGCCAUCCUCACCCCACCUCCUUGUCCUUGGAGGAGAGCCCUUGCCAGCUUCUGGCUUUACCCUACUGGCAUGGAUUCAGUGCCGGGAAGGGGUCUCGAUGCCCUCCUUUGACAUCUCGGGGAGCUAAGGCUCAGAGGGGUAGAGUGAUUUGGUCAAACAGCUAGUCAUUUGAAUGGCCUGGGAUGGUUGUCCCUGCCCAUACUCCCCAGAGCUAGCUCAGUGCAGGCCCCUUGGUGUGAGCUAGCUCAGCAAUGAUGCAGAGAACACCCACCAGGCCUGUAGGGGAUGAAGCUGGUAAAAUGACUUGGGGAGGGGCUGGGCUUCUGGGCAGCAUCUGUUGCCAGACCCUUCCUCGACCUCCUUAGCCUGGGGCUGGCUGGGGUAGGUCAAAUCCCCAAGGGAAGCCAUUGGAGAUGUUCAGGGAAAUGGGGGUUUGGGAGGGGGGGAGGGCAGCCCCCCACCCCCAGGCAAUCUCAGGUGUCUGUAGGUUUUGUUUAACAGUGGGGCUGCAGCAGCUCUCUCCUCUUCCCCCAAAAGGGGGUCGAUGGGUUUAUUUCUGAAGCUGUCUGCAUCUCUUGGGGAGGGGGGGGGGCGGGUUCUAUGGAGAGGAUGUUGACUCGGGCUAAGACUUUGGCUUCUUCCAAAGAACUAACCAUUCAAAGUCAGGCCUGGGUUGGAGGGCUCUUAUUAAAUGGGAAGCCAUGCCCUUUGCCAAAGGCACUUCCCCGGGCUUGGCUGAGGGAGACACAGCUGGGUUUUUUCUUCCUUUUUCUACCUGUCUCAGGCAGUGUGCUGGUAGGGCAGGAGCCUAAGGCUGCCCUUGUCUUCAGUCUUUCCAGGGACCUCCCUGUUCUUGGUGGGCAUGGGGGAGGGGUUAACCUUGAUGGGGCGGGGAUCGUGCCCUGACUUCCACCCUGCCCCUUCAACAUGGCUCCUCUAGCCUUCCUUCCUUCCUACUCAGUCUUGCGACAGCCAAUCAUGUCUGGAAGCUGCACCUUUGCUUCAAAGCCAGUUCUCUCUCUCUCUCUCUCUCUCUCUCUCUCUCUCUCUCUCUCUCUCUCUCUCUCUCUCUCUCUCUCUCUCUCUCUCCCUCCCUCCCCCUCU
Molecule: messenger RNA, 3483 nt
Organism: Dromiciops gliroides (monito del monte)
Lineage: Eukaryota; Metazoa; Chordata; Mammalia; Microbiotheria; Microbiotheriidae
Gene: KLF16
Product: Kruppel like factor 16
Exons: 2
Coding region: 157-1002 (281 amino acids)
Biological process (GO): regulation of transcription by RNA polymerase II
Molecular function (GO): DNA-binding transcription factor activity, RNA polymerase II-specific; RNA polymerase II cis-regulatory region sequence-specific DNA binding
Source: RefSeq, a predicted model, not a curated record